Molecule: messenger RNA, 2917 nt
Organism: Trifolium pratense (red clover)
Lineage: Eukaryota; Viridiplantae; Streptophyta; Magnoliopsida; Fabales; Fabaceae
Exons: 5
Coding region: 342-2666 (774 amino acids)
Molecular function (GO): protein dimerization activity; DNA binding
Source: RefSeq, a predicted model, not a curated record
AAUUAUAAAUUAAAAAAAAAAGGGUUUGGGUUGGGUAGAGUAAACCAGUGAAUGAGAAGAAUAUACCCAGCAGAAGACCGGCUUCGGAGGAGAGGAUCGGCACGAAUAUCGGUUCUUCUAUUCCAUCGCGAAUUAAACCGGUUCAGUUAGCUCUAUUUGACCGCCGAAACCGGAUCCAUUCAAAACCAACCCAAUCCAACACCCUUUUCUCUCCUUAACCCUAACCGGUCCAUCUCAUCGGUUCUCUUCUCCUACCUAAUCCCCAUAUAUCCUUCAUAGAACCAAAAAACUCGAUUCAACAAACCGGUGGUUGUAUUGAACUUGAAGCGAUUAUUGUGAAAAUGGAUAAUCUUGAACCGGUACCAAUUUCAUCACAAAAACAUGAUCCAGCAUGGAAGCAUUGUCAGUUGUUUAAGAAUGGUGAAAAAGUGCAACUAAAAUGCAUAUAUUGUCUCAAGUUUUUUAAAGGUGGUGGGAUUCAUAGGUUUAAGGAACAUCUUGCUUGUCAGAAAGGGAAUGCAUCAAUGUGCAGCAGUGUUCCUGCUGAUGUUAGGCAACUUAUGCAGCAGAGUUUGGAUGGUGUUGUGGUGAAAAAGAGGAAGAGACAGAAAAUUGAGGAUGAGAUUAUGAAUGUUAAUCCUUUAGCUACUGUUUUGAAUGGUGGUGGUUCAAAUCAGAUGGAUGUCAAUCUUGGGGGGCAGUCUUUUGGAGUUCAUGAUUCGGCGGAACAAAAUUUGGGUCAGUUGUUGCAUACUCCUGGUGAUGGAAUGAGUAAAAAUGUGGAAAGAAGGAAGAAGAUUAGAGCUACUAAGAAUAAUAAUAAUAAUAAUAAUAAUAAUUAUGCAGCAGCAGCAUCGGUUUAUACAACAAACUCUGAGCCUGAGCCUGUUGUUGCCCCCAUGGAGAAAAGUGCAUUUUUCCCUAAAAAGGUGGACAAUCGCAUUCAUAUGGCAAUAGGUCGGUUUUUGUAUGAUAUUGGUGCGCCUUUUGAUGCUGUGAAUUCGGUCUAUUUUGAUCAAAUGGUUGAAGCAAUUGCUUCUGGGGGCUCAGAUUUUCAACGUCCCUCGCAUCAUGAACUUCGGGGUUGGGUCCUGAAAAAUUCCGUGGAAGAUGUGAAGAAUGAAAUAGAUAGAUGUAAGAUGACAUGGGGGAGGACUGGCUGUUCCAUUUUGGUUGACCAAUGGACUACAGAAGCUGGUAGAAUACUGAUAAGUUUUUUGGCUUAUUGUCCUGAAGGUGUAGUCUUUCUGAAAUCCUUGGAUGCGACCGAGAUAAUGACUUCAGCGGAAUUUUUACAUGAGGUGAUAAAACAAGUAGUAGAGGAAGUUGGAGUAGCUCAAGUUGUGCAAGUGAUUACAUCAGGCGAAGAACAGUAUGCUGUUGCUGGGAAAAGGCUGACUGAUACUUACCCUAGUCUUUAUUGGAGCCCUUCUGCGGCUCAUUGCAUUGAUUUAAUACUUGAAGAUUUUGGAAAUCUUGAGUGGAUUAGUGCGGUAAUUGAACAAGCUAAAUCUAUAACAAGAUUUGUCUACAAUUACAGUGCAAUUUUGAAUAUGGUCAGAAGGUAUACUUUAGGGAAUGAUAUUGUGGAUCCCUCUUUCUCACGCUUCGCGACAAACUUUACCACGUUGAAACGAAUGGUUGAUCUUAAACACAAUUUACAGUCCAUGGUUACUUCUCAGGAAUGGAUGGAUUGCCCAUAUUCAAAGAAAACAGCAGGUUUAGAAAUGUUAGAUACCCUAAGUAAUCAAGACUUUUGGUCACAGUGCGAUUUGAUUGUUCGCCUGACACAUCCUCUCUUGAGAAUCCUGCGAAUAGCUUCCAGCGAGAUGAGACCUGCAAUGGGAUACACUUAUGCUGGAAUGUACCGAGCAAAAGAAGCGAUUAAAAAAGCACUUAUAAAGAGGGAGGAUUAUAUGGUGUACUGGAAUAUUAUACAUCAAAGAUGGGAAAGGCUGUGGCAUCAUCCUCUUCAUGCUUCAGGCUUCUUUCUUAAUCCGAAGUUCUUCUAUAGCAUUCAAGGGGAUGUACACAAUGAGAUUCUCUCAGGGAUCUUUGACUGCAUAGAGAGAUUGGUACCUGAUACAAGAGUCCAAGAUAAAAUUAUCAAAGAGUUAAACUUGUACAAGUCUGCUGCAGGAGACUUUGGGAGAAAGAUGGCAAUCAGAGCCAGAGAUAAUCUUCUUCCUUCUGAAUGGUGGUCAACAUAUGGGGGAGGCUGCCCUAACUUGUCACGCUUAGCAAUUCGAAUUCUUAGCCAAACAUCAAGUGUGAUGUUCUGCAAGAGAAAUCAAGUUCCUUUUGAACAGAUAAUCAAUACAAGGAAUUGUAUAGAGCGCCAACAUCUUACCGAUCUUGUCUUUGUUCAUUACAACUUACGACUGAGACAAAUGUUUACGAGUAAAGAACAAGAAUCUAAUGAUCCCUUGUCAUUCGACAACAUUUAUAAUGUUGAAGACUGGGUCAGGCCAAGGGAUUUAUACUUCGAAGAGUACGGGAACUCAGAUUGGAUGGCACUAGAUUCAUAUUCCAUUAACACAAUGCUUUUAAGGCCUUUAAAUAAUGAACCUGAAGAAAUGUGUGAAGGGUUUGAUGAUCAAGAAAUUUUCAUGAGUCUGAAAGAUGGUGAGGAUGAGCAUAUCGGAGUCAAGUUUGGAAAUCAUUAGCAAAUGAUGAAAAGAACCAUUUGCUGAUAGCUUCCGAUUGUAGUAUCGGCAUGUAUCGAGUGUUUCUUCAAAAUACCGGUUGGCAUGAAUAUUAAUGUUAAAAUUAGAGGGAAACUAGAGAGGAGUUUACUGGAUAGGUGAGAGAAAUUAAGUUAUCGUUGAUGUAUUAGUUGGCAUGAUUUGCAUUGUUCUUGUACAGUAUUUGACUGUUUUGUAGUGUUUCUUACAAUACAGUUUACAACUUUUGGAAA